AUGAUUAUCUACAAGGACAUCGUCACGGGUGACGAAAUCAUCUCCGACACCUACAACCUCAAGAACGUUGACGACGUCGUUUACGAAGUCGACUGCAGAAAGGUCACAAAGGGCGCUGACAACAUCGACAUUGGCGCAAACCCUUCUGCCGAAGAACAAGAGGAGGCGCUCGAGGAGGGGACCAAACAGGUCAUCGAUGUGGUCGAUGGGUUCAGGUUGAACUACUUGGGAGAUGAGUCGAGUGGGCAGAGGGCGUUUCAAACGAAGAAGGAUUUCCAGGGACAACUCAAAGGGUAUUUGAAGAAGGUGGUUGAGAAACUUAAGGAAGCUGGCAAGGAUGAGGACUUUAUCAAGGGGUUCCAGAAGGGCGUGCAGGGAUACUACACCAAGCAUAUCGUGCCCAAUUUCGCCGACUUGGACUUCUACACCGGCGAGUCUAUGGAUCCCGAUGGAAUGGUCGUGUUCCUCAACUACCGCGAGGACGGUGUUACACCGUAUGUUAUUAUCUGGAAGCAUGGCUUGUCCGAGAUGAAGGUUUAG
Messenger RNA from Letharia columbiana, 540 nucleotides. RefSeq lists its product as uncharacterized. Gene Ontology annotation, molecular function: calcium ion binding. The coding region runs from base 1 to 540 and encodes 179 amino acids. Gene Ontology annotation, cellular component: cytoplasm. The transcript has 4 exons. The record is from RefSeq and is a predicted model, not a curated record. Lineage: Eukaryota; Fungi; Ascomycota; Lecanoromycetes; Lecanorales; Parmeliaceae.